AUGUUCCACAAGUUGGCUGUCUGCACGGCCGUGAUCGCGGCUGUACUCUCCGACGAGACGUUGGCUGUGCCCCAAGGGACUUCGCUCCCACCCUCAACUACUGACGGAAGCCCCGAAGGCCCGUACAUGCCCGCGGGCACUGAAGGGUAUCCCCCUAUAACCCCUUCUGCCAUGAACCCCGUCAAGGAGACGAGCUCGCACGUGUCCGACUGCGAGCCGAACUUCCCUCCCGAACACAAGAACGAAGAGCAGGGGACCGAAGAUGCCAAGGUCCCGACCAUCCCCGCUGGAAGUUCAGCUCCUUCAGUGGAAACACCUGAACUUCCUCCAGUGAUAACACCCGUGAAGCCCCAACCUUCACCAGCGGCAUCACCCAAGGAGCCUCAACCCUCUCCGGUCGCUCCUAGCAGUUCGACCCCGGAGGGUCCAGCUGCCAAGACUGGCGUUGCAAUGGACGAGGAGGAGGAGAAGGAGGAACAGAAGACGAAGGACGAGGAGCCUGAGCACGCUGCUCAGCAUGUCGAGACCCAGUCGACUGACGACAGCGAGAACAGCAAGUUUUCGGGCUCGGCGGGGCUCAUGAUUGCCGGGGUCGUGGCAGCGGUGGCUGUGGUGGGGCUGGCCGUGUCCCAAGUGAAGAAAGCGCGCGAAACCGACGCGGCGCUCGCCACCCCGGGCGACCAUGAGAACAUUCACAUUGAGAUUAGACGCACGCCUGACGGCGGCAGCACGAUUCUGUGA
Molecule: messenger RNA, 741 nt
Organism: Peronospora matthiolae
Lineage: Eukaryota; Oomycota; Peronosporomycetes; Peronosporales; Peronosporaceae
Source: the annotation of a GenBank genome assembly